Molecule: messenger RNA, 536 nt
Organism: Diabrotica balteata
Lineage: Eukaryota; Metazoa; Arthropoda; Insecta; Coleoptera; Chrysomelidae
Source: the annotation of a GenBank genome assembly
AUUUGUGAGCCUUCAACAUGUUCCGGUACACUCUCAUUGUCCUAGCAUUCAUCAUUGCUUCCAGCAAUGCCUAUGUUGUACCAGAUUAUGAUGGAAACUAUUUGCUUUAUGGACCAUCUUUUUACGGAGGACCACAGUUGAGAAACGUUAAGAUCUUUGGACAAGGUCAAGCUGGAGUACAAGUUGACCCAUACAGAUUUAAUCUAGGAUUUAUCAAAGGAACUUUGGGUGGUCAGAGAAACAUUAGGUUAACUGGACAAGGUCAAGGUGGAGUGGAAGUUGAUCCCACCAGAUUUAAUCUAGGAUUUAUCAAAGGAACUUUGGGUGGACAGAGAAACAUUAAGAUUCAUGGACAAGGUCAAGGUGGAGUGGAACUUGACCCAUAUAGAUUUAACAUAGGAUUUAUCAAAGGAACUUUGGGUGGUAAGGUAAACGGGCAAGGAUCAGGUACUAUUGAGAUCGAUACACCAACAUAUAUACCUGCUUAAGAGAUAAUGUAAAUAUUCUGGAUGUAACGUGAAAUAAUUAGAUAUAAA